GCUCCUUUGAGGGCUGCUGCAAGGUGUGCUCCUCUCUUUCUAGGGGUCUCUUCCAUGGAAUGGGCAUUUAUAGACUUCAUUAUUCUGGUCUGAGAAGUCAGAUCUCCUUGGUCUCAUGGAGAUAAUUUGCUUGAAUUAUUAAGGUUGUUGCUUCGGUAUUUUGUUCUGUUUUGGCAGAAUCAGCGUGGGUAGUCUGUGCCAAAGUCCUUUCCCCCAUAAAUGUCAUGGCUUACAGGAAGGAGGAAUGUUGUUUGUCUUUUUUCCCCCUACCCCCAAAUAGGAGAAUUUCUUUCAGGGUCCAGUGUUGGGGUGGGUGAGUCAGCAGUCUGACCACCUGACCAGCUGCUGUACUGGGGAUCCACAGAAAGACAAAGGGGAGCUCACAUCUUGACGGAGGAGACAACCUGUAAAUCAUUAGGUGCAAAAAGACAUAUAUCUGAGAAUUUUGACAGAAGACAGCCAUGAAGGGAAAUGCCCUCACAACUGGGGAAGACUGGAAAAGACUUCCUGAGGUAGAUGACAUUUGAAUUAAGGCUUGAAAGAAGCUGGAGAAGCUCAGAAGUCAAGCCCGGCUCUACCCCGGAAAACGAAAAUGUGGUGCCUCGGAAACCCCUUAUUGCCACUGCAGUCAAGUUCCUACAGAAUUCCCGGGUCCGCCAAAGCCCACUUUCAACCCGAAGGGCAUUUCUUAAGAAGAAAGGACUGACAGAUGAAGAGAUUGACUUGGCUUUCCAGCAGUCGGGCACUGCUGCCGAUGAGUCUCAGUCCUUGGGCCCUCCCACCCAGAUGGUGCCCCUCCAGCCCCCUCACCUCCUGCCUCAUCCAUACAAUCCUGCAAGUUCUAGAUGGAGAGAUUAUGGGGCUCUGACCAUCAUCAUGGCAGGGAUCGCCUUUGGCUUCCACCAGCUCUAUAAGAAGUACCUGCUCCCUCUGCUCAUGGGAGGCAAGGAGGACAGGAAGCAACUCCAGAGAAUCGAGGCGAACAUCUCAGAGAUGAGCGGCAGCAUGACGCAGACAGUGACUCAGUUACAAGCGACGUUAGCCUCUGUCCAAGAAAUUCUGAUCCAGCAGCAACAGAAAAUCCAGGAUCUUACCCAGGAACUGGCUGCCUCCAAGGCCACCACAUCCACCAACUGGAUCCUGGAGUCACAGAACAUCAAUGAACUCAAGUCUGAGAUUAAUUCCUUAAAAGGACUCCUCCUGAACCGGAGGCAGUUCCCCCCGUCCCCUUCCGCGCCCAAGAUCCCCUCCUGGCAGAUCUCAGUCAAGUCCUCAUCGCCCUCCAACCCAACGGUGGCCAACCACAACAGCAGCAGCGACAUCUCCCCCGUCAGCAACGAGUCGGCCUCCUCGUCCCCUGUCAAGGAGAACCACAGCCCCGAGGGCUCCAAGGUCAAUUACCACCUGCUGGGCCCGGAGGAGGAGGGGGAGGUGGUGAUCGACGUGAAGGGCCAGGUGCGCAUGGAGGUGCAGGGGGAGGAGGAGAAGCGAGAGGACAAAGAGGAGGAGGAGGAGGAGGAGGAGGAGGAAGAGGAGGAAGAGGAGGAGGAUGUGAGCCAUGUGGAUGAGGAAGACUGCCUGGCGGUCCAGACUGAGGACAGGAGAGGGGGAGACGGGCAGAUCAACGAGCAGGUGGAGAAGCUGCGGAGACCCGAGGGGGCCAGCAAUGAGAACGAGAUCGACUAGGACCGCCUGGGCCUCCUCCCUGCCACCUGCCCCUCUACAGCCCCUUCCUCUUUCCUGGAGUGCUCCCUGGGAGCUGCGGGGAUGGAGUGGCCUCAGUGUGCUUGGUGUGCUGACUUCCCCGGGUGCUGCCAGGCAGCGAGGCCGCCUGUCUUGCCCCGCUUUGGCCCCUCGGGACCACCCUCCCAGGUCUUUUACUGGGUCCAGCCGGGGCCUUGGUGGGUCUUCCUGAGUCUCGGCUUUUCUGAGCCCUGCCUCAGUCUCAGCUUUGUCCCUACCCCACGCUCCCAUCACCCACACUUUGUCCCUAAAACCAGUCUAGCCUUUGAGAUCUGUGUGGUGCGGGUCUGGGGUCAAGGGGCUCCACGGUGACCCCCGUCCUUGGCUGUGUCUGGUCUCCGACACCACUGGGCAUGAUGACAGAUGGUUUCCUCACCUGACUCCCAAGUCCGUGAGUGAGAAAGAAGGGCUGAGGAAAAGGUUCUCCAUCGCCACCCUCCUGCCCAUCGGGCACAGCGGGCAUCCAGCUGCAUGCCCAUCGUCUCCGACGGGGGCGGCUCCAUCUCCCCUUUUCUUUGGGGGUGCCCAGGAGCCCCAAGGCCUUCCCACACUGAGCUGUCCUGCUCAGCCUCUCCCUCCCCCUGACGACCCCCUGUUGUCCUCCUGGAGAAGCGUGACCGCCCGUUUCUGCCACAUCAUGUUCUCGCUGGGCCCAACGGCGACACACGAUCCCUCCCUGCGCAGGAGCCGUGGCCAAGCGCUGCCUGGAACACCCGAGCCCGCCCUGCUCCCAAGAAGCCACGCUCGUCUGUGUGAUCAUGUAUAGAUUCCAGAAUAUAAGAUAAGACUGUAUAUAAUUGUAAUAAAUAGGAGGUACCACUAUUUAA
This is a messenger RNA of Sarcophilus harrisii (Tasmanian devil), 2570 nucleotides long. RefSeq names its product peroxisomal biogenesis factor 14 (gene PEX14). Bases 517 to 1686 code for a protein of 389 amino acids. Gene Ontology annotation, cellular component: peroxisomal membrane; peroxisomal importomer complex. The transcript is spliced from 9 exons. The record is from RefSeq and is a predicted model, not a curated record. Gene Ontology annotation, molecular function: signaling receptor binding. Lineage: Eukaryota; Metazoa; Chordata; Mammalia; Dasyuromorphia; Dasyuridae. Gene Ontology annotation, biological process: protein import into peroxisome matrix, docking.